GGUGCAUCAAAUUGCACCUUCGCCUCUCAGUUCCCUCGCUUCGCCUGCCAUGGGGGGUCUAAUGUCGAAGGGCAGUGGAAACAAGAUUACCAAAGCCGAGGCCAGAAGUAUCAAAGCUGAGCUGAUGGAAGAGGAAGCUGAAGAUAGCGAUGAUGAAGAAUACCAGAUGGAAAAGAACGCCUUGCGAGCCAUGGAGGCGGGUGGUCGGACUUCCGUGGCCGCGGCCUAUGAGGCCAUGGCGGCCAAGGAGGUGGUCUAUGACACCUUCAGUGAUGAGUUGCGGGCUGGCUAUGCUGCUAGAAUUCAAGCACGACAAGCCUGGCUUGAGGAUAUCGAACAGCAUGUACGCAACCGAGAAGAAAAGGAAAGGCGCAUCCUCUUUGAUCGACAGAGUGCCACAGCCGCGAAAUCCUUGAGGUUUGGAACUGCCAUUUCCCACAAGCGCAUCCCUGGCUGGCCAGCAGGAGGUAUGCACGAGCAUGGCUGGUAGCUGGUCGCUUGAGAAAUGAUCGACUUUGUCUCACCAUUUGGCCGCCCAAAAGAUCGCUUAGAUGCG
Molecule: messenger RNA, 556 nt
Organism: Cladocopium goreaui
Lineage: Eukaryota; Dinophyceae; Suessiales; Symbiodiniaceae
Source: the annotation of a GenBank genome assembly